Molecule: messenger RNA, 3945 nt
Organism: Ceutorhynchus assimilis (cabbage seed weevil)
Lineage: Eukaryota; Metazoa; Arthropoda; Insecta; Coleoptera; Curculionidae
Source: the annotation of a GenBank genome assembly
AUGAUAUUCAAGAUACAACUGGCUAAUAAAUCGAAAUAUGCAAAAAUUAAUGAAGGGGCUACUUACGCGGAUGUAGUCGAAUUGGACAAUUGUAUAUUGAAAAUUGGAGGAAUAUACAAUGAAAAGUUUUCGUCUUCGGACUCCACGUUAUCCAUUAAUAGCGAUACUCCACUAGGAAGUGAAGUAGUGGAAUGGCUAAAUAAAAACACUGAUAAACCCAAUGAGGAUACCCAAAAUGUGGUAGUGUUGAAUAUCGAUAAUGAUGGAUUUUUGAUCCCUCAAACAACAGACAAAAAUACGGAAAAAGUUGAACUGAAUCAGCUGAAUGACGAAUUUUUCUCAAAUACAGAAUACGAGAACGGACAGAUGUUGAAAGAAUAUCUUUUGAACAAUGGAGGCGGAUAUAUAUUUGAAGAAUACGCCAAAAACCAAAUAUUGACUAAUCGAACAAGAAAAGAGUUGGUGAAUUUGACUGUUCGGAUGAUGUUGAGAAGAUUUGGCACUACAAUGUCGAAACAAGAAGUAUUUUAUAACGAUACCUUGAAAUCCCCAAGUGGAUAUUUGGCAUGGCGCUUGAGGACUGUGGUUAGAAAUUUACCGAGUACCUCAAAAAAAAGAAAACUAUCUACUAUCGUGGAAAUUAAUGAUGAAGACCAAAAUAGAAAAAAACUUCGUCACACAAUUACGAAAUCCGAAGAGGCCGACAUCGAGUUUCUGAAAAAUGCCUGCCCUAAAACACAAAAACAUGAAAUAUUUGAAAAAAUGGCAAACACUUUUAAAUGUCGAAAAGAUCAAGAUUUUUCACUCAACGAUAUUCCUACAUUUUUGGACACACCAGGACUUAUUGAACAAGACUUCAAUUUUUUACACCCUGAAGCCAAAAAGUUCACCGAACAAUUUAGAAACAACGUAAAUAAAAUUUUAGCUAUUUAUGACGCUACAGUAUCCAAUAAGCACCUACAUAUUGAAGCAUGGGAAAAAAACACCAAAGCGCUACUCUCAGUGGUCCAUAUGUUGCCUUCCACAGCCAAAGGAAGGAAAUCAAAAAACUAUUCCCGCGACAAUGUUAGUUGCUUGUUUCAAAAAUUAAUUGUUUUUUUAUCGGUUGGAAAACCUCUGCAGGAGAUUCUAGAAGCAAAUAAGGGUAGUCAGCCGUAUCUUAUUGCUAUUGGGUCCAAAGAAUCAGCCAUACAUGACUACAAAGUUGUUGUUGAUAAUAGGUGCUUGGAUACAGGUUUCACCACAAUUUUAGAAGCAUUUGACUUUUUAUUUAAGGUCCAUUUUGUAUUCAAAAUCAGUUAUGAGGUAGGAUUAGAAACUUUCUAUUCAUUUAUUCAAUCUUUCUUUUACAACAUAGACGUUUCAAAAAUAAAUUAUACUGCAAAAAUGAGGGAAUUAAAAAACAGACUUGUAAAUUUUGAAGGAUAAUAAGCCUAAAAGUUUGGGGAAAUAUUCUAUUAAUUGGCACCAGAAUGACGCUUCAGUGUUUCAAAUGUUUUCGCAAAUUUGCCGAAAUUUCAAAAUUAUUUCAACAUUUACGACUUUGGCAUUUUAGUGGGUCUCGAGCCAUGACUAUUUUGAAAUGCUGUGAUAGAAAAUGCUUUUCUACGUUUCCGACAUUCUCUGGUUAUAAAAAACAUUUAUUAAAAUGCGUUAUUAGACCUACUAUCAAACAGUCAAAUAAUGUAAAUUCUAAAAAUUUCGAUAACAUUAACAAGGACACUACAUUCGAAAACAUUGAUGAAACAAAUUUAGUUUACAACAAAUCUGAAAUAUUAGAUGCCCCAGAACAAAGAUUUUUUUCCGAAACAGAACCUAGGGAGAAUCUUGAAACAUGCACGUCCGCUUUAAACAUUCAAAUAAUGUCUUUCAUUUCAUGUUUAAUGGCAUUAGGUAUUCCUCUUUCAACAAUAGUUUUGAUAGUUGAAAAUGUUGAUGAACUAAUAAACCUGAUUUUUGAAAAAAUAAGAUUACUGCAAAGUGAUAAAGGAGCCUGUAAUAACUUUUUUAAUACAGUAAUUUCUUCUCUAGAAAAAUGUAAUACAGCUUAUAAAAUAAAAAAUAUAUUCUCUGAAAAUAUUGUUAAACCUGUUGAGAUUGCAGUAGGCGUCAGGACCGACCAAGUUUUUCAUAAAAUUAGCAAUACUUACCUUGAGAAGAAUGUUACAGAUACGUUUACAUACAUUCCUAUUCUCGAUACUUUAUCUGCAUUACUAAAAAAUAAACAUAUUCAAAAAUAUUUCACCCCAGCUUUCAUAUCUCUUGCAAAAAGUGAUCAUAUAGAGUCGAUUUAUGAUACCAAAUAUUACCAAAAUAGUGCUUUUUUUCAAGAGAAUCCAAACGCUAUACAAAUUCAACUGUAUUUUGACGAAUUUGAGUGUGCUUCUCCCUUAGUUUCUAAGACAGGAAUUCAUAAAAUUGGUGCCAUAUAUUAUAUUAUAAGAAAUAUCCCGUCCAAGUAUUUAGGUCAGUUAGACAACAUUAAUGUAGCAGCGUUUAUUUGUUCUGCAGAUUUAAAGAAAUAUUCUAUAAAUGAGUUUUUAAAACCAAUUAUAAAGGAUUUGCAAGUUUUAGAAAAUGAUGGCAUUGCUGUUUCAUUUUUACCACAACACUUGAAGGGUACUUUAAUUGCGCUAAGUUUUGAUAAUCUUGGUGGUAACACAUUAUCGGGUAUGGUCGAAUCAUUUAGCGCAAACUAUUAUUGCCGAACGUGUCUAAUGCACAAAAAUGAUACCCAAGAUAUAUUUAAAGAGUCAGAUGAGCGCUGCCAUUUGCGGGAUAAAUUUUUUUUUAAUUCAUUACCAGAAAUUUUAUCUAAUUCAAACUAUUACGGUAUAAAACAACAAAGCAUUUUGUAUGACUUGAAAUAUUUUAACUUAGGAAACAUAAUAUAUACUAUAGAUAUAAUGCACGAUAUUCUGGAGGGAGUCGCUCAAUUAGAAAUUAAAUUAAUAGUUACAUACUUAGUUUCUGAAAAAAUUCUUGGUAUAAAUGAAAUUAACCAGAGAAUAUUUUCUUUUAAUUAUGGUUCUAUUGACCAAUGUACCAAACCAAGCCCUAUUAACAUCGAGAAACUUGGCAGUAGCAUAGGAGAAAGAGCGGCACAAACUUGGACACUUGUUAGAUAUUUCCCUUUAAUUUUAUUUGACGUGAUUCCAAAAUGUGGUGAAAGAUGGAAUAUAUUGUCUCUACUUUUGGAAAUAAUGAAUAUUUGUUUCGCACCUAUUAUACCAGUCGGAAAAACUUACGUUCUGGAGAAUUUAAUAUUCAAGCAUCAUUCUCUUGUAAAAAAAUACAAUGGAAAAAUUAUUCCUAAGCAUCACAUCAUGAUCCAUUAUCCGAAUGCUAUUAGAAAAAUGGGCCCCCUUAUUUAUCUGUGGUCAAUGCGUUUUGAAGCAAAGCACGGAUAUUUUAAGAAUCUAAUAAAUAAAUAAAGAAAUUUUAAAAAUAUUCCCCAAACUUUAUGCAUGCGUCAUCAAAUCAGUCAACUGAUAAAAAAUGAAAACCUUUAUAAAAUGUCAAUGAAUGUCGGCCCUGUAACUAUUUUUGACCUAAAUGAUUACGAAUAUAAGGAUAUUAUCACGAAUGAAAUAGACAUUCCAAAUUCCGCAAAAGUUCAUGAAACAAAGCACUUAAAGUACGGUUUUCUUUAUAAGCCAUCGUUUUUUAUUUGUGUAAACAUACAUGAUGAUCGUUUGCCAAUUUUUCAAGAAAUAAUUAAAAUUAUCUUAUUAGACGAUUAUCCUUUUUUAAUUACAAAAUCAUGGAAUACAAUGGAGUUCGUUACUAAUUUAAACGCAUUUCUUCUGGCACCGGGAAAUGACAUAUCAAUUUGUGAUUUAAAGUUACUCGACUUUACUUACUUUGUGUGGGUAUACCUCUAUUAUUUUUUUUUGUAGGCUAAUAGAGUUUUAUUAGUUCCUAAAUUUACUAUAUUUUGUUUUU